AUCGGUAAAGAUCCGUAAUUAUAUUCGUACCCGGUUUGGGAGAUUUAAGGUUAUAUUCGUAAUUAUACAUCUUUUCCAUCUUUCUUUUUUUCCCUCUUCCUUUUAGCGUCGAGACAAAGCUAAAUUUUCUGCAGAAAUCGCGACUUCACCAAACAUUUAUUCAAAUUGGUACUUUUUGUUUCUGCAGAAGUUUUCAUCACUACUUUGAUUUUUCGACAUCUCGGUUUAUGAGCUCGAAGGAGAAACCCACUCUCGGAGGUACGCGGAUUAAGAACCGCAAAAGGAAUAUUACUACUCCUUUUGACCCUACAGCUUUUUCUGAUGCAGUUGUAGUGAUUUAUCUUGAUAAUGCUGGUGAUCUGGACCUUGUUGCCAAAAAUAUUGAGUCAUCGGAUCUAAAUUUCUCAAGAUACGGCGACAUUUUCUUUGAGGUUGUAUUCAUUGGAGGACGUACACAAACUGGUUCAGUGAAAUCCGAUGAAGGGGAACGCCAUCCUUACUCUAUAAUCGACUGUGAGCCAAAGCGUGAAUCUAUUCUACCAUCAGUUGUAUACAUACAGAAAAUCUUGCGGAGGAAACCUUUCCUUAUCAAGAACCUCGAGAAUGUCACGCGGAGAUUCUUGCAGUCACUGGAGCUUUUCGAGGAGAACGAGAGGAAGAAGCUUGCGAUAUUCACAUCCCUCGCUUUUUCCCAGAAGCUCUCGGGAUUACCUGCAGAGACUGUCUUUCAGCCGUUGCUUAAAGAUAAUCUCGUCGCCAAAGGGAUAGUGCUCACUUUUGUAACGGACUUCUUCAAUGAGUAUUUGGUUGAAAACAGCCUUGAUGACUUGAUUGCUAUCCUGAGGCGUGGCAAGAUGGAAGACAAACUCUUAGAUUUCCUGCCGCCCACUAAGCGGACCACCGAAAGUUUCGCUGAGCAUUUCAACAAUGCGGGAUUAACAGCUCUGGUAGAGUACAACGACAAGAAAAUAUUUGAGGUGAAGCUGAAGGAAAUCAAAGCGGUACUUACGAGCCAAGUGACAGAGGAAAUCGACGUAGAUGAAGUGAUUGAGGCGGUGAAGCAACAGGUGAAAGAUGCUAAACUGCCAGAGAUUGAGGUCGUGCGUGUGAUCUGGGACGGGAUAAUGGAUGCUGUUCAAUGGUCUGGGAAGAACCAGCAGCAAAACUCCAACUCUGUAUUACGCCAAGUGAAAACAUGGGCUCCGCUUCUAAACACGUUCUGUAGCAACGGGAAAAUGGAGAUGGAACUGAUGUACAAAGUACAGAUGCAAUGUUAUGAGGAUGCAAAGCUGAUGAAAGUGUUUCCUGAAGUAGUGAGGUCUUUGUAUGAGCUUGAUGUGCUUGCUGAAGACACUAUUCUUCGUUGGUAUCACAAAGGGAGCAACACUAAGGGCAGGCAAACGUUUGUGAAGGGAUUGGAGCCGUUUGUGAAUUGGCUGGAAGAGGCUGAGGAAGAAGAGGGAUUACUUUUUUUCACUCCGAUGACUACUUCCUCCUUCCUCCUUUCUGCUUCUCCUCCCUCCGCCGCUCUUCUCGGGCGCUUCCUCCGCCGUUCUUGGUCUUCCUCUAAGAUCCACUACCGUCUUUCCCGAGUUCUGAACAGUUCCAGUAGGACUGAAGUAUCCAUUGAUACAUCAGAAGCAGACAAGCUUGUUGACAAGAUUGAUUUUGGGGAACUAUGCAAUGAAUUUGAGUGCACAAGUAGCCCGCAAGAUACGAUUAGAAGUUUUACAGGUCGUGAGAAGUACAAAAGACCAAUGUGGAUAACUAAAGAGUUAGAGAAUCCCACAGUGACAAUACAGGAGAUGGUAAUGUUAUCAACAAGUGUCUUGCGUAUUAGAUGGACAGUCAAAGGAAAACCAAAAUCUUUUCUUGCUGCUCUAAGUGGAGAUCUGAUAAUCAAAGUCAAAUCUGAGUUUACUCUUAACCAGAUUAGUGGCCAAGUAAUUGAGCAUGAAGAGUCUUGGGACUCAUCUUCAUCCUCCCCUAUUGCUCAAGCCUAUUUCUGGACAUCCCGGCGCAUCUUUGCUGCUUCUGAAUCCGCUAAGGACUUGGUCGAUACCACCAAAGACAUAACCGCUAGUUUCAACACUCGAAAAGAAGAUACAGAGAUAUAUAGGGAUCCAAGCGAUCCAACUAAGUAUUUCCAAAGAGAUGACAGCUUGGAGAGAGAUGUAUAUCAGAUUGCACUGUUUCUUGCUAUUGUCUACUUUGUUGUACAGUUCUUGAAGAACACACUC
Thlaspi arvense is the source of this 2240-nucleotide messenger RNA. The record is from the annotation of a GenBank genome assembly. NCBI's taxonomy places the organism in Eukaryota, Viridiplantae, Streptophyta, Magnoliopsida, Brassicales, Brassicaceae.